AGAAAAUGGCGUGUUUCCUCUGUCCUUGUCAGUUUAAUUCAGUAUUUAGCAACAUAUAUGAUUCGUCUAUGAAGCUUUACGAGCAGUGCGUGGGAUGAAGUGUCACAUCGUUUACUGUGUGAAGAAGCGGUUUCGCUGGGUGACGGGUGGAGUGUCGUUCAGUGGAAAACCGUGGAGAGUUUGGAAGUAAUAUCGAAGAAGAGCUUCGUAAAGGAAGUUCGUAUUAGUGCGAAAAUUGUGUGGUGCGUGUGAAGAAACGUCAUCAUGGCGGCAAAUAAUAGGAAUAGAACAGUACACAUAACAUCGAUCUUCUCAAAACUUCACGGUGCGUUCUCAGAUGCAGUGACACCCCCGAAGCUCGCCACCGAUAAAAGGACGCUGGACAAAACAUGGAAGUUAAUGGAUAAAGUCGUGAAGCUGUGUCAACAUCAAAAAAUGAACUUGAAAAACUCUCCACCAUUUAUUUUAGAUAUUCUUCCUGACACUUAUCAACGCUUAAGGCUAAUUUAUUCGAAGUAUGAAGAUAAGAUGAUGGUUCUUCACAGCAAUGAACAUUUUAACGUAUUUAUAGUGAACUUGAUGAGGAAAUGCAAGCAAGCAAUUAAACUUUUUAAGGAAGGCAAAGAGAAGAUGUUUGACGAGAAUUCUCACUAUAGACGUAACCUUACGAAACUUAGUUUGGUUUUUAGUCAUAUGUUAAGUGAACUCAAAGCAAUAUUCCCUAAUGGAACAUUUGCUGGUGACCAAUUUAGAAUCACAAAAAGCGAUGCAGCAGAAUUCUGGAAAAAUAAUUUUGGUAACAGCACUCUUGUACCAUGGAAAGUAUUCAGACAAGUUUUAAAUGAAGUUCACCCCAUCAGCUCUGGACUCGAAGCCAUGGCUUUAAAGUCAACCAUAGACCUAACGUGUAAUGACUAUAUAUCAAAUUUUGAAUUUGAUGUUUUUACCAGGUUAUUUCAGCCUUGGAACACACUGCUUAGGAACUGGCAAAUCCUGGCAGUAACACAUCCUGGCUAUGUGGCAUUUCUGACAUAUGAUGAAGUGAAGGCUCGGUUACAAAAAUAUAUCAAUAAGCCUGGAAGUUAUGUAUUUCGGCUGAGUUGCACGAGACUCGGACAGUGGGCCAUUGGUUAUGUAACGUGUGACGGUGAUAUUCUGCAGACUAUACCGCAGAACAAAUCCUUGUGCCAAGCCUUACUGGAUGGCUACAGAGAAGGCUUCUACCUCUAUCCUGAUGGUCGUAAUGUGAAUCCUGAUCUUUCAUGGGCAGUUCAGCCAACACCAGAAGAUCAUAUAAAAGUAACUCAGGAGCAGUAUGAAUUAUACUGUGAAAUGGGUUCUACCUUUCAACUUUGUAAAAUUUGUGCUGAAAAUGAUAAGGAUAUUCGAAUAGAACCUUGUGGACAUCUUUUGUGUACACCGUGCUUAACAUCCUGGCAGGUAGACUCUGAAGGUCAGGGUUGCCCAUUCUGUCGGGCAGAAAUUAAGGGAACUGAGCAAAUAGUGGUUGAUCCAUUUGACCCAAAGAGACAGCAUAAAGCUGGCUCUACAGGAAACCUUGUGGAUCUAGAUGAAGAUGAAGAGGAUCUAAACAACUGGAACUGUAAUAACAGCUGUCUGCAAGCCCUUGCUCUCUCACCUAGGACAGAAAAUGCAGAAUGUCGGGGUGGACGAAGCCCUAUGAUAUCCCCACAUCCUUCUCCACAAUUGCAACGCAGAGCAACAGCAGCUACAGUUGUGACUGCAGCUCCACCUCCUCCGUUGCCUCCAAGGAGGGCGUCACCCACUCUAGGCAGUCCUAGCUCUUCUCCGAGUCAUUUGUCCUUGCCGGCUGAAGAAGCCCCAGAGCCUCCAAAUCAUUAUAUAGUUUCAAUUCCACCAAGAGAUGAUGAGAUGCUCGAUUCCUUCUCAGUUGAAGGAUCUCCUGAAUCUUCAAAUCACUAUAUGGUGUCACUCCCACCAGUGGAUGAUGAGAUGCUUGAUCCCUUGUUAGUUGAAGAAACACCUGAGCCCGCAAAUCACUAUAUGGUUUCAUUCCCACCAAGGGAUGAUGAGGUGGUUGAUUCCUUAUUAGGUGCUACAGACAGGCGAUAUGAUAUUCUGCAGCCAGUUCCUACUCCAGGAUGCAGUGGUGUGGUCAAGGGAGCAAAAGCAGUUCUUGCAUCUACUUCCAGCACUGACUCCACCACAUCUACUUCUCCUGUGUCAUGUUCUGUAGUUACCCCCACUGCCAGUGUGGCACAAAGUCAGUCAUCUGCUACAACACCACACGAAACAACUGUGCUACAUCGACAACAGAGUGCUGGCAGCACACAUUCUGUGCACUAUGCAGAGCUUACUGAAGCUACAGAAGAACCUAGUUAUGAGAACACUGUUAUUACUCCAGGUGGUGUGACUCAUGUGAAACCUGUUGCCAAUGCCAUUACUGAAAUGGACUCUCCAUCAGCAACAUCAUUGUCGAGGAAAUCAAGUAAAGUGAGCUACGACAUGCAUAUGGAUACAAUGACUCCAGCAAAGGCUGCAACACACGUUCAAAUGCAGUCUCACAUGCAACUGCAGCAUGGUCCAACCCAGAGGCCGAGACAGGCCAGUGAAGCACAAAAAGCUCGCUAUCACCAGUCAAUAGCAUCAGCAUCAGCGGGUGAAGCAGCAGUCGCAUAUGAGAAUUUGAAUAUGGACUAUAUUGCACAGCUUACAUCAGAAGGCUAUGCACAGGAUGCUGUCAUACGUGCUCUUGGAAUCACUCGCAAUGAUAUAGAAAUGGCAUGGGACAUAUUGCAUGAAUUUGCUACAAAACAAACAAGUGCGUGAUCAGGUCCUGGCGGCAGCUUGCACACCCGUUACUGCUGAUUUUGUAACGUGCUGCCGCCACUUUCUCUCCUCCUAAGUAUCAUAUGCUUCUGAAGCUAGUCUACAGUCAUUAGCUGUAUUGCAUUUUUCUUUUGUAUCUAAGUGUAAUGUCAGUGCAGUUUUAUAUUGAUCAUUUAAUUUCCUUCUGAGCAGAAAUUCAAAAGUAAAAAGACUUGGAGUCAUGAGAUAGUGGUUUAGAAGCAAACCUCUUCCAUCCAGAAUGUUUACAUUUUGAAACAUUUUGACUUCUGUAUGAAGAGGUCGACAUUACAUGCACGUAUGUGGAACAGAUUUUAUUGACAUUGUGGAGAAUUUCUUCUAAAAUCAAAGCAUACAAAUUUUUAAAUCUUGUUGUUGAUAACAGACCAUUUUAUACUUUCACAUUUUUGUGUAUUGUGUAUUAUAUUUGUUAAUGAGAAUCAUUACUCAUCAAUAUUAAUCUUGUUACUAUUCACAUUGACAUCACUGUUAUAUAACAUUCCUUGUACACAGAGUGUUAUUUUGUGUAUCGUACCCAAGUGUCUCGAUACAUCUGUUGAUGGCCUUAAUUUCUCCAGUUGUUGUUUACUUUUACUGUACAUGAAAUUAGUUUUAAGAGAGAUUCUGCAUAUCAAUCAAAGAAUUGUUGCAGAUGAAACUUAAAUAUUUUUAUAUAGCAACAAAUGCAUGAAAAGACUGAGACUAAAAGAUAUAAAUGUGUAUAUACAAAUGAGUAUGUGCAGUACAAGAAAUAAAAUUGUUUUGCCAUUAAUUAUCAGCGGAAGAAAUUGAUCAUUCUGAGAGAUUAUACUGACUGAUUAAAGGCCAUGUGAGACUAUUACUAGAAAAAUACCUCUUUGUUGCCUUGUGCAGCAUUCCCAUCUAAAGAACAUUUUUCUUUGAACCAACAAAGUUUAAUUAAGAUUUUAAUCAAUGAAUGUGAAAUAUUGUUGUAUUGCAUUUUAUAUUGUGUUAUUUUAUCUGUGAAAAAGUGAACUAAAAGAAUUAACCUCCGUGUUGUGUAUAGUGAAGCUGACAUCCAAUCUCCAAGUGCCUCAUAAUUCCAAGUAUUCCUUACACUUUUACCUGUAUUUAUUUCCAGUUUCAUACUACAGAAUGUGGCAUGUACUUUUACAUGAAUUCUUUGUUGGCACUGUUAAAUGAAAUAUGCUGUAGCAAUAAUGCUGAAGUGCUGUUCUCAAGACAUUUUAAUAUCAUCUAACAUAUUAAAUUGCACAGUACCAUUAUCAUCAUAUUAUAAACUAUAAAAAGAUUUUUUCUUUUUUAUUACAAUGCAAGAGGUUAUUGUAUAUAUGGCUUGUCCUUGAUGAUCCAAAUCAGUGUGUGUAAGGUUAAUAUUGUUCUGAAUCGUGUUUUUGAUCAGGAUCAGGAAUUACUUCCUACAGUUCAGAUAAGUGUGUUUCGGAGUGCCUUUUAAGCAUUAUUGGUUUACAGGAUCAUUAUGGAAUGAAUGACUUUUUUCAUAUUCAUUUUUCAUUGAUGUGCUACAUCUAUUGAAUUCUUUUGAAUGAAGUUUUUUGUCGUUGUUUAGAAUUCACCACACUGGUGGUGUGGAUAAUGUGAUGUUUUCAAUGUACAAAUUAAACAGUACUGACUGAUUGUUCCUUCAUCCCAGGACACUGGAACUUUCUUGAACAGCAAUUGACAAAUGCAUACAGCUAGUACAGUUGCCCUUUCAUUUUGUCAGAUAUUAAUAAUUGUAUUUAGAUACAGAUGAUCACGGAUAUGUACCAAAAUGUCCCUUUUUCACUAAUUUAUCUGGUUGUUAUGCCUAUGUACUUGUUCUUAGAGUCUCAAAUGAAAGUUAUUUAUAAUAAUUAUGUAAUAUAAUUGUUUCAUUGCUUAAUAAGAAAAAUAUGUUAUUUAAAUUAAUCUAUGUGGCUGAUGAUAUGUCUGUGUCCAUUUGAAGGCUCUGUAAGGAGUUGCAAAGUUUCCUGUAUAUCAAAUAUGAAGAAGGAAAUAAUGUAUUUACACUUUCAUAUGUAUGAGAAACUGUUGAAGUGAUUUAUGAUGAGGAUGAUGGAGUGAGUUUCAGAGUUCAGUUCAUGUAAGUGAAAGCAUCACUUUAGUUUUGUUAACAUAAAUUAAGGAAGCCAUAAUUCCAUAAAAAAUAAAACUUUGUCAGCUGAGAAAUAUUUCAGCAGUCAGAAACAAAUUUAAUUGGAAAAUGCCUCUCCCAUGUAUGUACUCUUCUUUGAAUUCUGGUUAACUACAAACAUAAUAUUCAGUAGUGACCAGAUAUUUUAUUUUUCUUACAUACUCGAACAUUUUUGGUAAAGGUGCAAACUUUGUUUCAGAAUUAUUGAAAUGAUUGCCGAUGGAAAAUAUACAUGGCAACAUUUCAGUAGACUCACCAAUUUCUUCACCUCUUACUGCAGCCUUCUUUUUUUUAAGCCAAUGCAAUAAAACUUCUGUGCCCUACAACAGCUAAAUGUUCUUUUUGUACUUCACAGUCAAUUCAAUAUGUCACUGUUGCAAUAUUUUAAAAGAACUACUGAAGCAAUCAUAUUCACUUCAUAAGUAACAAAAUAUUCAUGCCUAUCAGUGUGUUUCAUUGAGAAAGUAGCUGCUGCAGAGUUUGAAGGCGGUUUGUGGUUACUGCAUUAUUUCUCCAGUGUCCAUUGGAAUCAUGUGGUGACUCAUAUCUAAGCAAUUUCAUUUUAAUAAGAACACUAUCCUCAUAGAAACUGUGUAUCAACAUUUAUUGAAAAUAAAUAAAAAGAUAAUAUCACAUCUUGACUCCAA
Messenger RNA from Schistocerca americana (American grasshopper), 5595 nucleotides. RefSeq names its product E3 ubiquitin-protein ligase CBL-B-B (gene Cbl). Gene Ontology annotation, molecular function: receptor tyrosine kinase binding; calcium ion binding; phosphotyrosine residue binding. The transcript is spliced from 14 exons. Gene Ontology annotation, cellular component: plasma membrane; membrane raft. Gene Ontology annotation, biological process: negative regulation of epidermal growth factor-activated receptor activity; cell surface receptor signaling pathway. The record is from RefSeq and is a predicted model, not a curated record. NCBI's taxonomy places the organism in Eukaryota, Metazoa, Arthropoda, Insecta, Orthoptera, Acrididae. The coding region runs from base 265 to 2811 and encodes 848 amino acids.